AAGCGAAGCCGGCCCUUGGGUCCGCGUUUGGCUGGAUGAAACCAGCCUGGCGGAUCAUUGGGGGCAGCAACGACAUUUGCCCGCGAAGAUCUUGUCUGCUUGCGGGCCAGGAACACAUCUGCGUUCAGGAAUACAUCUGCGGCCAGGAAUAUAUCUGCGGCCAAGGACAUCUGUCUGUAGAGCCAUUCAUCCACGGUGCGAUCGGCUGCGAAACGGCCGACAAGACCGCUCUGAUCCAAGAGCAUUCCUGCGAGCUUUGGCCUGCGAUCGUGUGGGCACCCUUGCCGCCGUCAUUCUCUGGUGCAUCCACAGCACAACUCUGCCCAUGAGCCGCCAUAACAACCACAAUGGUCGUCACUACCCGGACAAGCGAGGCAGCCAUCCGGCCAAACGACCCCGAGUCCAGACACGACCCUCCGAGGACACCAGCAGCCAGCCUCUCCAGACGCACGGAGCUGGAUCGGCGGCCUCCGCAUCGUCAUCCAGCUCAUCCGCAAUCCCGGGAAUGCCUCAGAUCCCCGGCUACUACUAUGACCCCGAAAAGAAACGGUUCUUCAAGUCCCUUCCAACGGCCUUGGCUGUGGCUCCACAGGCGUGCGCUUCGCUGGCAAAGUCCGAGGCUUCCCGAAAUGCCGAUGCUGAGCAAGCACAGCGGAUAGAGCGGAUCCGACAGAAGAAUCGUGAGCAUGGACUUUUGUCUCGGCUGAGUCCAGGCUAUUCGUACGCUGGCUUGGUUCAUCUCAUGUCAGAUCGGGAAUCGGGCAUUCAAACAGGACCGUUUGCCGGACAUAUCCAAGAAGUAUCCAUGAAGAGACUGAGGCAUCGAGCAAUCCUGCCGAGGGUGGCAGCUCUGCCGCCGCAUCGGAGCUCGUCCAUCACCGACAUUGCCCUGCAUCCAUACCGAACCCAUCUGUGUGUUGGAUAUGCAAACGGCGACUUAUCGAUUUCGUCGCUGAAGAUUCGCGAAGACGGAAACAUCGACGAGAACUGUCUCAACAAAGCAUAUCGUCAGGGUUCAUCGCGGAUAACGUCGCUGCGCUACCUUCCGUUCCAAGACCAGAGUAUCGUCAUUGCCACUGACCUUGGUGGAUCGCAGUCUCCUGGAACGGCAGUUGUGUACAGCUGCUCCUUGUCAUGCGAGGAAGCUGCUGGCAUAGUGGCCCCCGGACCGAGGCUCCUCCAUCGGUUUACUCCAUCCAAGGGCAGCCUGUUUGCUUGCGCCACCAACUCGGUCAACCGGGAGAUAUUUGCAGUCGGCGGCUCUGGGCGUGCGUAUGUGAUCCGUGGUUGGACUGUUUCGAGCCCGCAUCCCGUCUCGCUGUUUGUCAAGAAGAGCGAUGUGCUCGCACAAUCGUUCGACGAGACCGGUAAUUUGCUAUGCAGCGGAUGUCGCAGCGGAAACAUAUUCUGGCACGACCUGCGGGGACGCAUCGAUCAGUCUGCGAAUGCCAUGUCGGACAUGGGCCACGACAGCGCGAUCUGCCACCUCGAGGUAGUCGGACCGACCGGGCUGUACUCAAGCGCCAUGAACGGAAGUAUCAAGCAGUGGGAUGUGAGGUGGACACGCUCCCCUGUGCUCGAGUUCCAAGGCAACGUCAACUCGCACACCAAGCAAAAUUUUGAGCUCGAUGACAGCGGAUCGACACUGGUCUCAGUCGGACAGGACAAGCACUUGCGAAUAUGGAGCACUCGCACGGGGCAGCUCCUGGCGCAGAAGUCUACCGGCGUAGAUUCCAGCAGCCCCGACGGGGCGGUUGUGCGCAUGCUACCGCCGCGAGCAGACAGGAGCAUCGCCAACAUCUGGCAGGGCUCAUGGGAUGCGGGCUGGGACUCGAGCGGGUGGGAACGCACACGGCGAGCCGGGCCUGUCGCACUGCUUGCGUGUGGGAACGAUGUGAACGUGUGGGGCUGCUGAGCGAACCAGCGUACCACAAGCGUACAGCGUGCCCACUUUGAAACGGAGCAUCCUGAUUUGAGUCGGGCUGUCGCUGACUUCCGGGCCUGAAUACACGCUCAUCCAUCGCGA
This is a messenger RNA of Polychytrium aggregatum, 2026 nucleotides long. RefSeq names its product WD40-repeat-containing domain protein. NCBI's taxonomy places the organism in Eukaryota, Fungi, Chytridiomycota, Chytridiomycetes, Polychytriales. Gene Ontology annotation, molecular function: protein binding. The transcript has 14 exons. Gene Ontology annotation, cellular component: Cul4-RING E3 ubiquitin ligase complex. The record is from RefSeq and is a predicted model, not a curated record. The coding region runs from base 326 to 1915 and encodes 529 amino acids.